GAAUACGUAAAGUGCUGUUUGUUGGUCUUCUUUGGACAUUUAUUCUUGUUCAGACUGCAAUCAAUCCUAAAGAUGUUGUUUUCUAUCAGUUGUUAGUAUUCGUGACAACACAAUACAGUAUGAACCUUCUCAUCAAGAUUCUUUCAAUAGUCUUUCCUAUUCUUUUCGUUACUGUUAAGUACUGUAUGUUUAUGAUUCAAGCUGACAGUGUGAAGAAAAUGUUGGAACGAAUGCAAGAUGAUUGGAGAUUAUUGAAGAAUAAAUUAGAAGUUGAUAUUAUAGAAACAUAUGCUUACAAUAUACAAUUUUCUUCAAUAGUUUCAAUAGUGAUUGUUGUUUUUUGCUCUUUCUUGCUCUUCAUACUUCAAUUUUUGCCAUUAAUUCUUGAUGUUAUAUUGCCAUUGAAUAAUCACGGCCUUUUCGAACUUUUAUAA
Molecule: messenger RNA, 434 nt
Organism: Camponotus floridanus (Florida carpenter ant)
Lineage: Eukaryota; Metazoa; Arthropoda; Insecta; Hymenoptera; Formicidae
Exons: 4
Coding region: 120-434 (104 amino acids)
Source: RefSeq, a predicted model, not a curated record